Molecule: messenger RNA, 1382 nt
Organism: Phoenix dactylifera (date palm)
Lineage: Eukaryota; Viridiplantae; Streptophyta; Magnoliopsida; Arecales; Arecaceae
Source: RefSeq, a predicted model, not a curated record
AUUAUAGCAAACUGCAAGGCUUUAAUUAUUGAACAGUUAUAUCGCCCACCCUCGUUUCCAUUUAUAAAAAUUAGCCUGCCUCUUCCCCUCCCUCGCGUUCUCUCGUCUUCUCCUCCCUCACCUCAGUAAGCGAAGCAAAAUAUGGAGCUCCGAGACCCCAACAAUGGUGAAACGCAAUCGGAGCUCGAAAACCAUGGCAAUGGAGGAAUCCGUGAUCUACCGGGAGCCCCUCCCGGCUCCGACGACGUCGACAGCUCCUUCUCCACCCCCUACGUCAGCGCACCCUCCAGCCCCGCCCACGACCCCGGCAGCUACUACUUCAGCGAGCCGGCGAGCCACAUGCACUUCAUCCUCUGCUCCCCUUCCUACUCUGCCGCGGCGACCCCGUCCACCGAGGCGGCGGCCUCCUCCUCCGGCCACUUCGAGUUCGAGUUCGAGAUGCCCAAGCGGUGCCCCACGGCCGGUGCCACCUCCGCCGGAUCGAUGAUCUCCGCCGACGAGCUCUUCCUCAACGGCCAGAUCCGGUCGAUGAAGCUCUCCUCCCAUCUCCAGCAGCCCCCAGCCCAGCCCCAAGCUAUAGCCCCUUUACUAGACCUGGACGCCGAGGGGGAGAAGGAGGAGCAGGAGAAUCCAGAGGUUGCGGAAGCUGGCGGGAGAGGGAGAGAUCUAAGGAUCAGAAGGAGAUUGCUUCAUCGGAGGACCAGAUCUCUGUCUCCCCUGAGGAACCAUAGGUUCCAAUGGGAGGAAGAGGAGGAGCAAAUGAGAGCAAAGGAGGCGGAGGCGGAGACGCCGACGUCCUCGCUGUCCUCGUCCGCUGGGAGGAACUCCUCCAAACGGUGGAUCUUCCUCAAAGAGCUCCUCUACCGGAGCAUGAGUGAGGGGAGAUCCAGAGCCACGGGAAAGGAGAAGUUUUGGCGCUCCAUUUCCUUCUCUCUGUCAUCGAAGGAGAGAUCCAAACCUCCGCGAAAGAAGCCCGGUUCGUCGUCGUUGUCGUCGGCAGCGAAUGGGGCGGCGGGGAAGCGGAGGGGACCGGGCCCGGGGCCGGCGCCGUCGGCGCACGAGAGGCACUACACGGCGAACCGGGCGCAGGCGGAGGAGAUGAGGAAGAGGACGUUCUUGCCGUACCGGCAGGGGCUUCUCGGGUGCCUAGGGUUUACUUCCCGGAGCUACGGCACCAUGAAUGGCUUCGCCAAAACCCUUGAUCCCGUCUCCUUCACGUAAUCCCCACUCACGCCCUAUUUAGAAAUUAUAUAUCAAGUUUAAAACACUAUAAAAUUAAAUGAAACGACCUCUGUAUAGUUUUUUCGCCCCUUUUUUAAAUCCACUUCAUUCUCAGAGACACAAAAUUGUAGCUUUUCGAUGAAAAGACAUGGUGAUUAUUA